Pterocles gutturalis (yellow-throated sandgrouse) is the source of this 1770-nucleotide messenger RNA. Its product is annotated as DNA excision repair protein ERCC-6-like. Gene Ontology annotation, cellular component: nucleus. The annotation marks the transcript as partial. NCBI's taxonomy places the organism in Eukaryota, Metazoa, Chordata, Aves, Pterocliformes, Pteroclidae. Gene Ontology annotation, biological process: transcription-coupled nucleotide-excision repair. The record is from RefSeq and is a predicted model, not a curated record. The transcript is spliced from 7 exons. Gene Ontology annotation, molecular function: ATP binding; ATP-dependent chromatin remodeler activity.
AUGCCAACAGAGGACAGCCGCCUGCCAGACAGUACCCAAGAACAAGAUCCUGUUACUACUUCAAGCAAUAAUUGCCUGCAUAAUGCUGAGGAAUUUGGAAUUGAAGAAGAAAAUGGCAUUUGUAGCAGUCACCUGGAUAACAGUAAUAGAGUUCCGAACUCUGACAGCCAGUCAUCCACUUCCAUGACUGUUCCAUUGGAAGUACCCAGAAGAGGACAACCCCUUUUACAGAUCAACAGGCAGCAGAUUCAGUCCGUCUCAGACAGUGCACAGGCUGCCGAGCUCGAAGGUUUAGGAGUUGAUGUCUAUGACCAGGAUGUAUUGGAGCAAGGAGUUCUUCAGCAAGUAGAUAAUGCAAUUAAUGAAGCUAAUAAAGCAAUAAAAGUAGCCAGUGCGAAGAAAGAAUAUCAGUCAGUGCUGGAUGACUUAAGAUCAUGUACAACAUCUCUGAAACAAAUAGACAAAAUAAUUGAACAACUUUCACCUGAGGCUGCUGACAACAAAAGUAUAAAUAGAAGACUAGAUUCUGUAAAACGUCAAAAAUAUAACAAGGAGCAACAGCUAAAGAAGAUCAAAGCAAAACAAAAGCGUCUGCAAGCAAUUCUUGGUGAAACAGAGAUUCUUCAUGAAAUAAAUGAUGUUGAAUUCGAAGAAGAUGAAGAACCUGGUCCAUCAUGUCUUGGCAGUAUGCUUAUGCCUGCUCAGGAAGCAGAGUGGGAAGAGCUUAUUCGUACUGGCCAAAUGACUCCAUUUGGAACUAAAAUAUCUCAGAAGUCAGAGGGGAAGACACCACAGUUAAAUGAAGAAUCUGAUUUCGAGAAGUACUUAGCAGACCAAGAUAAGCUGUCAUCUGAAAGAAAGAAGUUAUCCGUUCACAAAGGAGCAAAGAAGAAAGCACAAGCCAAAAAAGUUCAGUCCGUAGCUCCUGCAUCUACUACAAAGGAAAAAGGGGGUAAAGCCCUGUCAAAAACAGAUAAGCGCUUAAAAAAACACAUGAGAAAACUUCAGAAGCAUGCCCUUCAGAUUCGUUCAAAGGCAGAGAUUCCAAAAGAAAAGAAAUCUCAUGAAGAGAAACAUGAUAGUGGAGAGUCUGAGUAUGUACCUGAUGAGGAGCUCUUUGAUCCAGAUUUUUUAGAGCGGGCAUCUUCUCAUGCUGAGAAUGAUUCUGAUUAUGAGCUCCAGAAUUUGUCAAGAAAAAGAAAAUACGUGGUGAAGAGAGACUUUAAAGAAGCUGAAGAUGAUCCUGACUUCUUUCCAAGCUCUGACGAAGAAGAGCCUACACUGGGGAAGCGCAAAGAAAAGAGAUGCAGAGAUGAUGGAGAUGAAGACUAUUAUAAACAGAGACUAAGGAGGUGGCAAAAAGAACGUCUGAAGGAGAAAGAACGUCAAACAGCUGAGGAACUUUCUGAAGAAAGUGACGGUGAAUUUGAAGAGGGUUUCAAAGUACCAGGAUUUAUUUUUAAAAAGCUUUUUAAGUACCAGCAGACAGGUGUUAGGUGGCUCUGGGAAUUGCACUGCCAGCAGGCAGGAGGAAUUCUGGGAGAUGAGAUGGGAUUGGGCAAGACCAUCCAGAUAAUUGCCUUCUUGGCAAGCCUGAGCUACAGCAAGAUCAGGACUCGUGGUUCAAAUUGCAGGUACCAGGGGUUGGGUCCAACACUGAUUAUUUGUCCAGCUACUGUUAUGCAUCAGUGGGUAAAAGAACUGCACACUUGGUGGCCUCCAUUUAGAGUUGCUGUUCUCCAUGAAACUGGUUCUUAUACCGACAAAAAG